AUGUCAUCUACUGACCAAGAAGCCAUUCUCUUCCUCUUCACCGAGCUUCUGUGUCAGACCAUCGGUUAUGAGGCUGACGGUCAUGCUAAUAUCUCAGGAGUCUUCAUCGUUAUCAUCCCGAUGUCGACUCAUGUACUUGUUAAACAAGGCAUGAGCAUUCGUGCAAACGUCGUUAUGCUCACUAUCACGCUAGGAAUAUUCGUCCUGUCGACCACAUAUUGGGCAGUCUCCGUCGCUUCCCUCGUGUCUGACAUAACACAGGAUCAUCGACAGAGAAACAACGCCAUCCGACAGGUGUUCAAUGCUGUUGUUCUCGUCAACUAUGUGUUCGCGGACGGAGUUGUGGUGUGGCGUAUGCGGGUGUUGUGCGCUGCGAGGUUCUCUAAGAAGGUAGUGAUAAUUCCAUCCAUCAUGCUCGGUCUCACCGCUGUGUCAGUCUUCACGACCAUCGCACUCCGUAGUGCAAUCGCCGCAGACCCAGACAAGAGAACUCCCCAUCGCGGACCCGUCCCCACCGCGCUCUCGGUCAGUCAGGUCGUCAACUUGGCAUUCUCGUUCAUCACGAACGUUACCGCCACUUUUAUGAUCGGGAUGUGGGCAUGGCAAUACCGACGGUCCAUCCGCGCCAAUAUGCAGUCCUCCAGAAGCACGCAGGUAGAGCGUAUCUUGGUCUUACUUGCAGAAUCAGGCCUCGUGUAUUGCGUCUCCUCCGCAAUCGUUCUCUUCGGUUCUUUCGUCCACGUAUCGGGAGGUACCCUGACUGAUGUCUACACAGGCGUACAUGUCCAAAUUGCGGGAAUGUAUCCAGCGCUCGUCAUAAUCCUCGUAAACACCCAACGCACCUCAAAAUCCCUGAUGUCCGUAGUCCACUUCGACCCGGCCCCGAACCAAAGCAUCAACGUGAACAAAACGGAGAUUAUGGAGAGCAUGCACUUUAACGAUAACCCUGCUCUUGGGAACCAACGUGGGACAAACGAGACUCACCACCACCACUCAGAUCCAGCUUCAUGGAAAGUGAUCCUGGCCAAGGCAAACAGUGCUCCUCAUAAUCUGACGGUUGACCAUACCACCCUCCCGCCUGCUAAAAAUGAGCAUAUGCUGCCUCUCGUGGUAUUCCACCACCUUCAACGAUGGAAAGAGCCUGAGGAGCGUACAGGCAUUCCAGGUUCCGUGUGGCGAAAGAUUGCUUGCCACUGGAGGAAAGGAUGCGUCUACACCGACCCACCUCAAUGUCUCCAAUUUCGUCGGGAACGCCGGGAUAACAGGGUCAAUGCGGACGAUUUGUUGGCUAUAACCGGAACUACUCGUAUGGUUUUUGUAUCGAGCUUGGCGGAGCUCAAGAAUACGAAGGUUCGGGAUUCGAGGCAGGAUGCUGGAAAUGAUCCAGGAGAAGGCAUGGGAGCAUGGAAGCGGCGUGUCUGA
Molecule: messenger RNA, 1422 nt
Organism: Stereum hirsutum FP-91666 SS1
Lineage: Eukaryota; Fungi; Basidiomycota; Agaricomycetes; Russulales; Stereaceae
Exons: 10
Coding region: 1-1422 (473 amino acids)
Source: RefSeq, a predicted model, not a curated record